Messenger RNA from Boeremia exigua, 2530 nucleotides. Its product is annotated as alpha-1,2-mannosidase-like protein. Gene Ontology annotation, molecular function: carbohydrate binding; peptide-N4-(N-acetyl-beta-glucosaminyl)asparagine amidase activity. Gene Ontology annotation, biological process: protein quality control for misfolded or incompletely synthesized proteins; carbohydrate metabolic process; glycoprotein catabolic process. The transcript has 4 exons. Lineage: Eukaryota; Fungi; Ascomycota; Dothideomycetes; Pleosporales; Didymellaceae. The coding region runs from base 87 to 2498 and encodes 803 amino acids. Gene Ontology annotation, cellular component: cytosol; nucleus. The record is from RefSeq and is a predicted model, not a curated record.
GAGGAAUGUUGAGCAAUAUAUACACAAGAGUCGCCUGCACACAGUGCAUACACGGUUCAUUGUCUCAGGGUCUGAUUUGUUGAAAAAUGCGAUCUUCAAUCCGAGUGACGGUUGUUGUGGGCUCUCUGGCCACCAUUGCUAACGCGCAAGGUCAACCGGAUGGUUACGGCAAAGUGCCAUACGAUUAUGUCAAUCCGCUCAUCGGAACUAUAAACGGAGGUCAUGUCUUUCCCGGUGCCACACUUCCGUUUGGAAUGGCCAAAGCCGGGGCUGAUGUGCUUGGCGGUGAGAAUCAAGGAGGAUAUGCGUCAAAUGACUCCCCUAUAUAUGGUUUCUCACACAUGCACGACAGCGGAACCGGUGGUUCUGCAUCACUCGGCAACUUCCCCAUCUUUCCGCAGUCUGGAUGCCCCAACGAUGAUAUCAAUGCUUGCAAGUAUGCUACAUGGGAGCGCGCGACAGUUCGGCAGCAAGAAAGCGUGAACGCACGUCCAGGGUAUUUCGACAUCACCUUGGACUCUGGCAUAAGAACUGAGAUGACAGUCACGAAUCACACAGCUUUGUACAGAUUCACAUUCCCGGAGACACCUGCAACAGCAAAUACUACACUGAAUCCACACAUACUAGUCGAGCUCAGUGAUCUUCCAAAGACUAGAAGUGAGGCCAAUAUAACUGUCGAUCCCAGCACUGGACGUAUCACCGGCGGCGGAAGGUUCUCACCCUCUUUUGGGAGUGGGACCUAUAAAUCAUACUUCUGUCUUGAUUUUGAUGGCGCAACAGUCAAAAGUGCAGGCGUAUGGUCAAACUCACGUGCUUCCACAGAAGACCGAAUCCUCACUAUUAAGCCCGGAGAUGAGCGUCAGACACCGAGUAGCACACCUGGAGGCGGCUGGGUUCAAUUCGAGAGACCAGGGGUAAACAACCAGAUGCUAGCCAGAGUUGGCAUGAGCUUCAUCAGCGAAGCCCAAGCCUGUGCCAACGCUGAGAGGGAGGUUGCAACAAACAGCUUUGAUGGCUAUCUGGCUGCUGCUGAGACCGCCUGGAAAGAUAAGCUCUCUGUGAUUGCUCUGAAAGAUGGUGGUGUAUCUAAAGUCCUACUCAAAGCCUUCUGGAGUGGAGUCUAUCGCACCUUAAUUUCGCCGCAGGAUUACACGGACGAGAAUCCAUACUGGAAUGAUGGCGAGCCAUACUAUGAUUCCUACUACUGCAUUUGGGACUCUUUCAGGAGCAUACACCCCCUCAUCACUAUCCUCGAUCCGCACAGUCAGACGUUGAUGGUCAGGAGUUUGCUGAGUAUCUACAAAAACACGGGCUACCUUCCUGACUGCAGGAUGAGCCUUUGCAAGGGCGGCUCCAACGCCGACAUCGUCAUCGUAGACGCAUAUCUGAAGAACAUCACAGCCGGGAUCGACUGGGCAGUUGCCUAUGAAGCCAUAGUCAAGGAUGCCGAGGUCGAGCCUGCAGACUGGAAUGUUGAAGGUCGUGGCGGCCUCGCCUCGUGGAAGAGUCUAGGCUACAUUCCCACUGAAAACCUCGACACCGACGGAAAUGGUCUUGAAACCCGCUCGAUCUCGCGCACAGUCGAGUACGCGUACAACGACUUCGCCAUCAGCACGCUUGCACGCGCGCUUGGCCAUGAAGAAGAUGCUGCUAAGUACCUCUCCCGCAGCGGGAACUGGGCAAACAUGUUCAACCCAGAUCAGCGCAGUGCUUGGAAAGGCGUUGAUACGGGGUUCCAGGGCUUUCUCCAGCCGCGCUACAUGAAUGGCACGUUUGGAUUCCAGGACCCUAUUUACUGCUCCCCGCUCCUCAAACCCACGGGCUGCUACCUCAAUCCCUCCGGUGGAGAGACAUACGAAGGACCCGUUUGGCUAUACACUUUCUUCGUGCCUGGCGACAUGGCGACCCUAAUCGCCACACUUGGCGGCACCGACACUUUCAUCAGGCGCCUAGACUGGCUGCAUGAGAGCGGGGUGCUAUACCUCGGCAACGAGCCCUCAUUCCUCAACCUAUUCCUCUACCACUACGCCGGCAAGCCAGGCAAGAGCGCAGAGCGCGCACACCAGUACAUCCCCAGCCAAUUCAACGACACCAUCUCCGGCAUCCCGGGAAACGACGACUCAGGCGCCAUGGGCUCGUUCCAGGCCCUGGUCAUAAUGGGUCUGUAUCCAAACGCGGGGCAGGAUGUGUAUUUCAUCAUCCCGCCGUUCUUCGAGGAGGUCAGUGUGAGAAACCAGCAGACGGGCAACACGGCCACGAUUCGCAACGUCAACUUCGAUACUGCGUAUGCGAAUAUUCACAUUCAGAGUGCGACGCUAAAUGGGGUCCCGUAUACGAGGAAUUGGAUCACGCACAGCUUCUUCCUUGAGGGGGGCGUGUUGGAGUUAACUCUGGGACCGCAGGAGAGUGAGUGGGGCACCAGGCCGGAGGAUGUGCCGCCUAGCCUGGGGCCGUUUGGGAGUGCAAUGAAGAGAGGUGAUGCAGAGACAACGUGGUAAAGGCCGAGGUGUGGAUGGAUACGGACGUUGAA